AUGGAUGGUCAGCCAGGUGCAGCCGCAGAAGACACCGCGAAUGCUAUAAUUGCCACAUUGAAUGCGUUAAGGGCUUCCGUAGAAGAGCUUAGACAAAGCACUGCGGAGAGUCAAAGAGACAUCAUUAGGCUUCGCGAAGGCAUGCAGCCACAGAAUGUUCCAGAACAGAGCGUGCAGCCAGCACAGCGUGACAAUACUCAAGCCGUCGUAGCACCGACCGACUCGCAAACAAAACUUUACGAUUUGCCUGUGUUCAGCGGCAAUGUCGAAGACUGGCCGCUAUUUUUCGCGAAUUUCAACGACACCACGGAAAACUUUGGAUACAGCCACCGCCAAAACCUUAUGAGGUUGCAGAAGUGCUUAGUUGGUCCCGACAAAGAAGCUGUCGCCGCCAUGCUAAUUUACCCGAGCAACGUGCCGAACGUCAUAAGCGAGUUGGAGUUCAGGUUCGGGCGACCCGACAUUUUGGUUAAAUUCCAAAUCAGCAAACUGCAGAAUUUCCCGCCAAUAGCCGAUAAUAAGCCGGAGCAGAUUGUACCGUUUUCCUCAAGAGUGAGAAAUGUUGUUGCAUUUCUGAAGUCUGCAAAUUGCCAGCAGCACUUAGCUAACGUAACAUUGUUAGAGCAAAUGGUGGGUAAGUUACCGCAUACCCGACAGUUCGACUGGGCGAAGCAUGCUGCGACUAUACAACCGUAUCCGUCAGUUGAACAUUUUUCUGAGUGGCUUAGCGAGUUGGCUAGAAUAAUUUGUCUUAUGCCGACAAACAACACACAGGGUGGCCGGCAGACUGCAUCGUCGGGCAAUCAUCGUCGGCUGAUGCAUAUUGAGCGGCCAAGGGACUCACUUGCUUGCUAUCAGUGUAGUGGUAACCACAUGCUUGCACAGUGUGAAUCGUUUAAGGCAAGCAGUAUUCAAGAGCGGUGGGACCUGGUUAAGGCACAACAGCUUUUCUUUUCGUGCCUACGCAAGGGGCAUUCCACGCAAAAGUGUCGUUCAAGAAGGAGGUGUAACAUAAGUGGCUGCCAGCGCUAUCACAACCAGCUACUCCACAACGAAGAUGCAACAAUGCAGAUGCUACGCCGAACUACACCAGAGGACGUUAUUGCGCAGCCACUACUGAAUUGUCAAGUAACACAAAGCGCACAUGGUCAACUGUUUAAAAUAUUGCCAGUCAACAUAUAUGGACCGAAAGGUAAGCGUGAGAUAUUAGCGAUGUUCGACGAGGGUUCGUCAAUUUCAAUAAUGGAAGAGGAAGUGGCCAAGAUGAUCGGAGCCCAGGGUGGCUUGCAUCCACUUACGCUGCAGUGGUAUGACAACAACGUUGUUACGGAACAAUCGCAUAAAAUCAGCAUCGAAGUUGAGAACUGCGCAACGAAGAGGAAGUUUCUACUGAAGGAGGUAUAUACGGUGAAGAACCUGAACCUGCCGGAGCAAUCUAUGGCCAAGGAAAAUUUUCAGAAUUUGAGAGAUUUGCCGAUAAAAAAACUACUGUCGCGCGAAACCAGCUUUGCUCAUCGGGCUAAAGCAUGCAUACAAUAUCAGCAACUGCACGACUUAGUACACGAGUACUUCACAGCAGACAGCUUUAGAGUCAACCCGCCAGCAGUGCCAUUGGAGUCAGAUGAAGACCAGCGAGCACGUGAGAUAUUGCGCCGAACAACAAGACGAGUAGGUAAGCAAUAUGAAACCGGUUUACUGUGGAGAACAUAUCCACCGAAGUUGCCAAACAGCAAAACAAUGGCCGAGAAACGCUUACUGACAGCGGAGCGCCAAAUGAAGAACGAUGCCGAGUUUGGUGCACGAUACCGAAAGGAAAUGGCUAAGUACGUGAGCAAUGGGUAUGCCAGAAAGUUAAGCCGUGACGAAGCCGGAGAGCCACAUCAAGAUGCUUGGUACUUACCUCACUUCGCUGUAAUCAAUCGACAUAAGCCCGAAAAGACGCGAAUCGUCUUUGAUGCCGCAGCCGCAGUAAGCAACGUGUCACUCAACUCGAAACUAAUGAAGGGUCCGGAGCAAGCACAGCCGUUGAUACGGAUUUUGCUACAAUUUCGCCAAGGACGUGUCGCAGUGUCAGCAGACAUACGCGAAAUGUUUUCGCGGAUCAAGAUACGCGCAGCUGAUCAGCACGCUCAACGGUACUUGUGGCGUGAUGGUGAUGCGAGCAAGCCUGUGGCAGAGUAUGUGAUGACGUCGCUAAUUUUCGGUGCUGUUUGCUUACCCUGCAUCGCCGAAUAUAUAAAAAAUAAAAACGCCGAGGAGUAUCGGGCACAGUUUCCAGACGCCGCAACGACUAUAAUUAACAAGCAUUAUGUCGAUGAUUUAGUUGCAAGCUUCGACACGCCUGAACAAGCCAUCAGUAUCUGCAGCGACAUUGUCAGCAUCAAUUCACAAGCAGGUUUCGAGUUACGUAACUUCGUCUCCAACUGCGAAGAAGUAGAAGAUCGUUUGAAUCAUUCGUCAUUAUCCGCGAGAGAAGUGGUUAGUCUGGAACGCAACGAGUCAGUGGACAAAGUGCUUGGCCUCUUCUGGAACACUAGCGAUGACGUUUUCGAAUUCCACACGAAGUUCCACCGUUUGCCGAAAGAUGUCCUGCACGGAACGCGAGCUCCGACAAAGCGAGAGUUGUUACGAAUCGUGAUGUCGGUGUUCGAUCCAUUUGAUGUGGAAGCACAUCUUGACGCCGACGAUGUAGCAUUCUCAUCUUCAUUUGAAAACAAGGCCCCUUGCACCGGUGCAACACAACUUUCCACAGCUAGUACAUGA
This is a messenger RNA of Rhagoletis pomonella (apple maggot), 2763 nucleotides long. RefSeq lists its product as uncharacterized. The transcript is spliced from 3 exons. The coding region runs from base 1 to 2763 and encodes 920 amino acids. The record is from RefSeq and is a predicted model, not a curated record. Lineage: Eukaryota; Metazoa; Arthropoda; Insecta; Diptera; Tephritidae.